Pristis pectinata (smalltooth sawfish) is the source of this 1345-nucleotide messenger RNA. It is a transcript of the gene cldn2, whose product is annotated as claudin 2. Gene Ontology annotation, cellular component: plasma membrane; bicellular tight junction. NCBI's taxonomy places the organism in Eukaryota, Metazoa, Chordata, Chondrichthyes, Rhinopristiformes, Pristidae. The record is from RefSeq and is a predicted model, not a curated record. Gene Ontology annotation, biological process: cell adhesion; bicellular tight junction assembly. The transcript has 4 exons. Gene Ontology annotation, molecular function: structural molecule activity. Bases 371 to 1096 code for a protein of 241 amino acids.
GUGACAGCAAAGUAUAGUGUUGGGGGACGCUCUUGUGAAUGCAGCUUGUAUGCAAGUUGAAGAAUAUAGAACAUCAGCAGCUUUAGAGUCGAAAAGACUGAGGGUGAUCAAAAACAGCAUUGAAUGUGGUGCCGUGGUUUAGCACUUGUUACGAACGAAUGGUAAAAUCCUGCCAUUCAGCCUCUGUUGCUGCUUUGGAGCUCCCUAUGAUUAGUUUUUAAAUUUCAGUUUCCUUCCCAAGACUGGCACUCAGAUAGGCACAUGAAGCCAGGUGUCUGAAGGCAGCAACAGAUGUUUGAAGCACAAGUUUGUACAGAAAGCAUGCAGUAAGGAUCUACGUUUUUUCAAGCAAAAAAUUUUGAGUUCCACGAUGGCUAACACCGCCAUGCAACUGGUAGCCUUGAUCGUGUGCAUAAUCGGCAUGAUUGGGACAUUGUCUGCUACUAUUAUGCCACAGUGGAGUAUCACAGCUCACAUUGGAUCAAAUGUUAUAACUGCUAUUGUCUACAUGAAAGGGUUGUGGUGGACGUGCGCCAUGUUCAGCACUGGCGUCUUUCAGUGUGAGACCUACAACUCCGUCCUGGAACUUCCAACAGAUCUUCAGGCUGCUCGAGCUAUGAUGGUCAUCUCCGUUGCUCUCUCGUUGCUUUCUAUAACAAUUUCCGUGGUUGGCAUGAAAUGCACUGUGUGUGCCAGAGAUUCUCCAAUAAAGGACAAGAUUGCUGGAACUGGAGGAGUCUUAUUUAUCAUAGCUGGAAUAAUGGGCUUGAUACCUGUAGCAUGGACAAUGAAUGGAGUGAUACUGAAUUUCCACAACCCCUUAAUUCCAGGUGACCUCAAGUUUGAAAUUGGUGAGUCCUUGUACCUUGGGGUCGUUGCCGCCGGUCUCACCAUCAUUGGAGGAGUCAUGCUGUCCCUGUCAUUUAUAGGUAGGAAAUCCGAGCGCUACAGUAGACGACCAAUGUCCUACCAGAAUCCUGCAACAAACCCUACCGGUCCUGCACCAUCAGCUGCAUCUCUUCACUCAAAAACAGCAAAAUCAGAAUUCAACUCUUACAACAUGACUGGCAUAAGAAAAAAAGCUUCAAGAUAUUAACUUCAGAACAUUUUAAAAUGGAGUCAAAUUCUGUUAAAACUUCAUAAACUGCGAGUUACUCUGUUAUUAUUGAUUUGAGUUUCUCAAGUCUGUUGAAUAUGAAAUUAAUGUACUUUGUAGUUUUUUAAAAUUCUCUCACUUCUUGACAAUUUUCUUAAGAUUAUAAAUUUACAGAAAUGUAAAAUGUCAUUGGUAAUUAGCAAUUGUAAUCAACAUUUACUGGGAGUAAUAAAAUAUUCUGAUCAUGGC